AUGUCCGAUGGAUGGGACCUCAGUGAGAUCUUUCAGUUCCGUGAGGACAACUACAGUGUGAACAGCACCUGGGAUAGCAGCCUCUCUUCUUGCAUGGUGCCGGCUGGCACUGCUGUGCCCGUGGGCCCUGUGAAAGGUCGCGUGCUGCUGCUGCCAGAGCCCAUCUGCAACUUAGAAAAAGUGAAGCAAGGAGGUGAAGAGCAGCCACUCGGGCGGGAAGAGAAGCACAAGGCAGAAGGGAACCUAAGUCGGCGAGGGGGUGAGGAGCAGCCACUCGGGCGGGAAGAGAAGCACAAGGCAGAAGGGAACCUGAGGAGGCGAGGAGGUGAGGAGCAGCCACUCGGGCGGGUAGAGAAGCACAAGGCAGAAGGGAACCUGAGGAGGCGAGGGGGUGAGGAGCAGCCACUCGGGCGGGAAGAGAAGCACAAGGCAGAAGGGAACCUGAGGAGGCGAGAAGGUGAGGAGCAGCCACUCGGGCGGGAAGAGAAGCACAAGGCAGAAGGAAACCUAAGUCGGCGAGGAGGUGAGGAGCAGCCACUCGGGCAGGAAGAGAAGCACAAGGCAGAAGGGAACCUGAGGAGGCGAGGAGGUGAGGAGCAGCCACUCGGGCGGGAAGAGAAGCACAAGGCAGAAGGGAACCUAAGUCGGCGAGGAGGUGAGGAGCAGCCACUCGGGCGGGAAGAGAAGCACAAGGCAGAAGGGAAACUGAGGAGGCGAGGAGGUGAGGAGCAGCCACUCGGGUGGGAAGAGAAGCACAAGGCAGAAGGGAACCUGAGGAGGCGAGGAGGUGAGGAGCAGCCACUCGGGCAGGUAGAGAAGCACAAGGCAGAAGGGAACCUGAGGAGGCGAGGAGGUGAGGAGCAGCCACUCGGGCGGGUAGAGAAGCACAAGGCAGAAGGGAACCUAAGUCGGCGAGGAGGUGAGGAGCAGCCACUCGGGCGGGAAGAGAAGCACAAGGCAGAAGGGAACCUGAGGAGGCGAGAAGGUGAGGAGCAGCCACUCGGGCGGGAAGAGAAGCACAAGGCAGAAGGGAACCUGAGGAGGCGAGGAGGUGAGGAGCAGCCACUCGGGUGGGAAGAGAAGCACAAGGCAGAAGGGAACCUAAGUCGGCGAGGGGGUGAGGAGCAGCCACUUGGGCAGGAAGAGAAGCACAAGGCAUAA
This is a messenger RNA of Erinaceus europaeus (western European hedgehog), 1161 nucleotides long. RefSeq names its product paralemmin-3-like. Bases 1 to 1161 code for a protein of 386 amino acids. The record is from RefSeq and is a predicted model, not a curated record. NCBI's taxonomy places the organism in Eukaryota, Metazoa, Chordata, Mammalia, Eulipotyphla, Erinaceidae. The transcript is spliced from 3 exons.